AGUCCUCUGGGAAGAGUCACAGAGCGUUUUUUCCUCAGAGAGGGAGCAGAGCGCCGAGAGGAAGCAGCGCUGCUCCGGACACCACAGAGACCCAUCACGUCCCGGAGCACAAAGUUGAGGGAGGAAGAGAGAGAGCAAAGCGCGAAAAGAGGAAAAACGAAAAGUCAGAAAAUUAUGACAUCUGAUCCGGAUGCGAGUUGAUCUCUUUUUAUUCUGUUUGACAGUUUGAACUGUGGAUCUCUGCGGAGCGACUUUAAACACAUCUUUCUGGGUCUGUUGGCGUCCUGCAUUCUCCCUGAACGAUUCUAUCCGCCUUUAAAGAAUUUUGAACCUUGGAUUCUACUUUCCCGAUAUGAUCUCCUCUCAUUUUUAGGCACUUCCACUCCCCAGGACCAUAUUCAGAGGACUAAACAGAUACCUGCUUGGUUUCUUGUGACGCGCAUGCAGAGAGUGCAACCACGUUGCUUCUUUUAAAUCGGACCUAAGGAUCCAAAGGGGAGCAAGUGCACAUCCAGUCGGGAGAAGACCGAGAGUCUACGGAGGUUUGUUCAUGUUUGGGAUCCAGGAGAGCAUCCAGAGAAGCGGCAGCAGCCUGAAGGAGGAGCCGCUGGGAGGAAUGAACACUGUCCGGAGCUGGAUGCAGGGGGGCGGCGUGCUGGACGCCAACACAGCCGCCCAGAGUGGAGUGGGUCUGGCCCGGGCUCAUUUUGAGAAGCAGCCGCCCUCAAACCUCCGCAAGUCCAACUUCUUCCACUUCGUCCUGGCGCUGUACGACCGGCAGGGCCAGCCGGUGGAGAUCGAGAGGACCAACUUCGUGGACUUCAUCGAGAAAGAAAAAGAGUCGAGCGGAGAAAAGACCAAUAACGGGAUUCAUUACCGGCUGCAGCUUCUGUACAGUAACGGCAUCAGAACAGAACAGGACUUUUACGUUCGACUCAUAGACUCCAUGACUAAACAGCCCAUCAUUUAUGAAGGCCAAGACAAGAACCCUGAGAUGUGCAGAGUGCUACUCACACACGAGAUCAUGUGCAGUCGAUGCUGUGACAAGAAGAGCUGCGGAAACCGUAAUGAGACACCUUCAGACCCCGUUAUCAUCGACAGAUUCUUCCUCAAGUUUUUCCUCAAGUGCAACCAGAACUGCUUAAAAAAUGCAGGAAACCCCCGAGACAUGAGGAGAUUCCAGGUGGUGGUAUCGACUACGGUGAGCGUGGAGGGACAUGUCCUGUCAGUCUCGGACAACAUGUUCGUCCACAACAACUCUAAACAUGGCCGACGGGCCCGCAGACUCGACCCUGUGGAGGGAACGCAGUCUUACCUAGAACAUGGAUCGGCUCCCUGCAUUAAAGCCAUCAGUCCCAGCGAGGGCUGGACCACAGGUGGCGCAACAGUCAUCAUCAUAGGAGACAACUUCUUUGAUGGUCUCCAAGUGAUCUUUGGUACCAUGUUGGUGUGGAGUGAGCUGAUCACGCCGCAUGCCAUCCGGGUCCAGACGCCUCCUAGACACAUCCCCGGGGUCGUCGAGGUCACGCUGUCUUACAAGUCCAAACAGUUCUGCAAAGGCACACCAGGAAGGUUCAUAUACACAGCACUAAAUGAGCCAACCAUCGACUAUGGUUUCCAGAGGCUUCAAAAGGUCAUUCCUCGACACCCCGGGGACCCCGAGAGGCUGCCAAAGGAGGUUAUUUUGAAAAGAGCAGCUGAUCUGGUAGAAGCCCUCUACGGUUUGCCCCAUAAUAACCAAGAGAUCAUCCUAAAGCGUGCGGCGGACAUCGCAGAAGCUCUCUACAGCGUUCCACGUGGGCAUACCCAGCUCUCAGGCUCAACCCACGGUGGAAUGAUGGGAGUCAAUUCCUUUACCGGACAGCUGUCUGUCAAUGUCUCCGAACCCACACAGGCUAAUCAGGGUUUUGUGCGCAGCAGCAGUAGUGUGUCUCCUCACGGUUACGUGCCCAGCUCCACACCUCAACAGACCGGUUACACCUCAGUCACCAGCACCAUGAAUGGCUACGCCAACAACACCGGAAUGACCAACCUGGGAGGCUCGCCCACUUUCCUCAAUGGCUCUGCAGCCAACUCGCCUUAUGCCAUUGUCCCAUCCAGUCCCACAAUGGCCUCCUCCACCUCCCUCCCCUCCAACUGCUCCUCCUCCUCUGGAGUCUUCUCCUUCUCUCCGGCCAACAUGGUGUCAGCGGCCGUUAAGCAGAAAUCAGCCUUUGCUCCAGUGGUCAGGCCCUCCUCCUCCCCUCCACCCUCCUGUACCAGCGCCAACGGCAAUGGGCUCCAAGAUCAAACAUUUGUGGACUCUAGCAAGUACUCAACAGCCAGCUCUCUACAAGGCCUGGCCUUCACCUGAACCAUCCCCGGAAUGAUUGUCCCACCCAUGUAAAGGUGUGAGUGUGCGAGUGUGCGAGUGUAUGAGUGUGUGUGUGUGUGUGUGUGUGUGUGUGUGUGUGUGUGUGUGUGUGUGUGUGUGAGUGUGUUUGGUGGAGGAUUUUGGUGCGAGUCAGACUCCGGUCGGGGAUGGAAGAAGCUGUCCCGAUCUGAAGAAACAAACCCAACUCAGGCUCUUUCUAACACAAGAACAACUGCAAGAAAACUGACUUUUAAAACAAAGAAGAAAAAAAAAACAGACUAUUUGCAAAUAAAUAAGUUGUUUAGACUUUGUACACCUUGAUGCUUUUAUAGAAGAACUGCCACGCCUACAUUAUGACUCUCCUCAGACACAUGGAAGGUAUUUAUUUUGGAGAGACUCAGAUCAUCGGUGAUUGCUGAUAUGUUUUUCUUUUAUCUUUUAAAUGUA
Labrus bergylta (ballan wrasse) is the source of this 2800-nucleotide messenger RNA. RefSeq names its product EBF transcription factor 1. NCBI's taxonomy places the organism in Eukaryota, Metazoa, Chordata, Actinopteri, Labriformes, Labridae. Gene Ontology annotation, biological process: regulation of transcription by RNA polymerase II. The record is from RefSeq and is a predicted model, not a curated record. Gene Ontology annotation, molecular function: RNA polymerase II cis-regulatory region sequence-specific DNA binding; DNA-binding transcription factor activity, RNA polymerase II-specific.